Messenger RNA from Metopolophium dirhodum (rose-grain aphid), 2946 nucleotides. RefSeq names its product peroxidase-like. NCBI's taxonomy places the organism in Eukaryota, Metazoa, Arthropoda, Insecta, Hemiptera, Aphididae. Gene Ontology annotation, biological process: response to oxidative stress. The transcript has 13 exons. Bases 97 to 2946 code for a protein of 949 amino acids. Gene Ontology annotation, molecular function: heme binding; peroxidase activity. The record is from RefSeq and is a predicted model, not a curated record.
UGAAAAUAGUAUAUUGAUAGCUAGUUAAUAUUUUGUAUCAAAUUAUACCGGCUGAUAUUUUGGUAUUUAAUUUAUGAGAGAUUACAGUUUAUAAAAAUGAUCAGAAUGAGUACAUCGAUAAUUAUAAUACGAUUGUUGGUUUGUACGGUGAUAUUCUUUCCACCAUGUUGUGUAAGCUCGAAUAACUGGUACCAACAACUCGAUAUCUCCAAGAUAAACAAAGAAAUUCAAAAAGUUAGUAAAAUAAUUGAAAACAGAUAUCGUUCAGAGGAUAUUAUAUUAUCAAAUAUUAGUCGUUUGACAAUUGGAAGCCCGGUUUAUGGACAACUGAUCGAAUCUAUGCCUUCCAAAGAGGGACAUUCAGGAUCUCAAAAUGCUGAAAUUAUAUUUGAAGUUACACGAAGUUUGAAGAAUACAUAUUGUUUGAAGUACGGGUUAAGUGAUAUACAAUGUACCAAAGAUUUAACGAAAGUUAAUCUGACUGGAACAACAUUGGGUGGGAUGUGUAUGUCUGAGUAUUACAACGACAAUUUGUGCAUCGGGAAGGACUUUGAGUAUCGUAGUCCUGAUGGAUCUUGUAACAAUCUGAAACGUAAAUAUUUGGGAAAGGCAAACACGCCUUAUAAACGUUUGCUGUUUCCAGUCUACACAGACGGUGUUUACGAAAUGCCCAAUAUUCACGAUGAACAGCUGCCUAAUCCUAGAUUACUGAGCACAAAUCUUGUAAAAGACGAAGACUCUCCUGACCUAACAAAAACGAUGAUGGUGGCGUACUGGUCGAUAUUCAUAGGCCACGAUCUCUCACACACGACAGUUUCUACAAUGGGGAAAGAGAACAGAUUUGUAAAUUGUUGUGAUAAGGACAAAAGUAUUCAAUAUUCUCUGAACAAAAAUAUAAGGUCCUGCAAGCCCAUAUUUAUACCGGAUGAAGAUAGGUUUUUUAAACCGGAUCCGUUUGAUUACAUGAACUGCAUGAACUAUGUGCGUUCGCGGCCAGCGGUGCGUUCUGAUUGUACAUUUGGACCCAUGGAACAAAUGAACCAAGCUACCCAUUAUUUAGACGCAUCGAUGAUAUACGGUACGACGGAACAACAGACGUUGUCGUUGAGAAAAAUGUCGAGCGGCCAACUAUUGGUACAAAAACCAAUUUUAUUCAUACCAAACAGGGAUCUCAUGCCGCUGGAAACAACCGAUACGAACGUUUGUCAGCUCGGCCCCGGCACGUGCUUUAGGGCUGGUGACAUUCGAGCCAACGCGUUACCACAACUGAAUGCCGUGUACACACUGUGGGUAAGGGAACACAAUCGGAUAGCCCUAAAACUGUAUAAAGAAAAACGCUUCCUGACUGAUGAAGAACUUUUCCAAGAGGCUAAGAAAAUCGUGACGGCUUGCAUACAGCACAUCACGUACAACGAAUGGCUGCCGGCACUGCUUGGCAUUAACUACACCAAGGAAAACGGUUUGGGACUGGAACAAAGAACCACGUACGACGAGACUGCUGACCCGACAGUUAGCAAUAGCUUCGCGACCGCAAUACUGCCGUUCACCAAUUCCAUGAUUAGCGAUACAAUUAGUUUCAACUGGAUUAAUAAUAUAUUAUAUUAUGAUUCUACUUCGUAUAAUGGUUCCUUAAAGAGAAAUUACAACCAACCACUUUUGUUGGGCAAAUUUGAUGACCCCUACGGUGUCAAUGAAAUGCUAAUCGGACUAACUGUGCAGGCUACAGAAAAAGCCGAUAUGCUGUUUACACAAUCUAUUACAAAUUACCUAUAUAAUAUUGAUCCUAAUGAUUCGUUUGGAAUGGACAUUUUCAGCUUGGAUAUACAACGAAGCCGCGAUCACGGUAUUCCAAGCUACACGCAAUUUAGAAAAUAUUGUGGACUAAAAGACAUAGAAAACAUGCAAGAUUUGUCUGAAAUCAUGGUGGAAGGGUCAGCUGAUAAAUUAUUGAAGCUGUACAAAACUUGGAACGAUAUAGAUCUAUUGGUUGGUGCAUUGUUUGAGAAACACGUUGACGACGCAAUGGUUGGCCCUACGAUGAGGUGUAUUAUCAGGGAACAAUUUGUUAGAACUAGAAUUUCAGAUAGAUAUUUUUAUGACGUACCAGGAGUAUUCUCUGAUUAUCAACUGGAGAAUAUAAAAAACGUGACGCUUGCCAGAGUUUUAUGUGAUAACGCUGCUACCAAAGGUAUGAUACAACAUGUAUUUUCGAGACCGGAGGUAUAUGAUCAUUCAAUUCAUAAUUGUGUACCAACAUCAAUUCCGGAAAUGCAAUUUAUUGGUUGGUAUGAUAAAUUGGAAGACAAUUUUUUUGGAAUUGAUUCUGCAAAAAUUAUUGUAAAAUCAAUAUUAUUGCUAGAAAACGCUGGUAUUAGAGUAGAAGGAAUUGCAAGUGAUGAUGCAACGACAAACUGUGCUAUGUGGAGUAUUUUAGGUAUAUCUGGAAAAAUGGAUAAUAUGAAAAAUUAUUUUGAUAAUCUUUAUGAUAGAAACCGUAGGGUAUUUGUUUUUUCAGAUGUUCCUCAUUUGUUGAAGACUAUUAGGAAUAGGUUAAUCACAAAAAAAUCCUUACAGGAAAAAAUGUCUAAAAUCAUAAAAAUCAACGAAAAAGGCACUAAAAUAGUUGUGGAUGGUUAUGCAUAUACCCUUCAACAUACGUUAUCAAAAACAAAACGGUGGAAAUGCAGUAAUAAAACAAAGUAUAAUUGCCCGGGAACACUAUCUUCAUCGUUGAUCUUAACGAAUCCUGUACUUCAAAUUGAACACAACCACGUGGGGAAUAAGCAAGUGAAAAUAAUUGAAAAAUUUGAAAACGACAUCAAAUUACGAUCACGAAAAACUUGUGACAAACUGAGUCAGAUAUUUGCGGAAGCUUCACUAGAAACAUAUGUCCACAGCGCUUUAUAUGAAGCAUAUUGGUUUUAUUUUUAUCUGUCAUACACAUAA